UUUUAUUCUUCUCAACUUGGGACUUAUCCAUAUGUAGACAAGCAAGGCAACCAGCAUAAUGGAGGAAUUCCUCAGCAUGUGAACCUGACAUCUCAUCUAAACAAAGUGAAAUCUGACAUAAUAAGAGUCAUUCCUGAUCAGAAUUUUCAAGGUAUUGGUGUGAUAGAUUGGGAAAGCUGGGUGCCUACAUGGGGCCGAAACUAUAACAGCAAAACAAUAUACCAUAAGCUUUCUGAAGCUGAUGUUUCUCGAAAACAUCCAUCUUGGAACCACAGUCAAAUCCAGAAUGUUGCAAAAAGUGAAUUUGAAAAAGCAGCGAGGGACAUGAUGGAGCAGACAGUCAAGAUAUCCAAUGAAACUAGACCUGGUGGAUACUGGGGAUACUAUCUUUUUCCAGAGUGUUACAACUAUGCUGGGACUCGUCAGUGUUCAACGAAGACAAAGCAACAGAAUGAUAAAUUAAGCUGGUUGUUUUCUGCUAGCACAGCUCUAUUCCCAUCUGUCUAUUUACCUUCUAAGCUUAAAACAAAAACACUGAAACAGAACUUUGUACAUGGACAAAUACAGGAAGCACAGAGAGUAGC
Molecule: messenger RNA, 584 nt
Organism: Owenia fusiformis
Lineage: Eukaryota; Metazoa; Annelida; Polychaeta; Sabellida; Oweniidae
Source: the annotation of a GenBank genome assembly